GCGUCCUGGCCAGCCAAAGGAAGCCUCACCUUUUCCUGAAACGUACUCUGUCCGUGGUGCUGAACCAUUUUACGGGGAAGCGCCCAGGCAGGCGCUGUCAGCCGUGCUGGAGGGGGAAAAAAAAAAACCCUCCUGACGCUGCCCAAAUCAGAACUGUGUGUUAUUUACUCACGUCCUCAAAGAGCAGCAAGGUUUCUCCAUCUUAAUUCGACUCUACCGCAGAGCAGAUUUGCGCCGGCGUGAUGGGAGGAGAUCACGGGCAAGGAGGAAAAAACUAAUAGCAGCAUCGCUCACCUGAGACCUAAGAUGCUCCCAUGAGUUUUGGAAGUGCUCUGCUCCUUACAGCAAAGACACCAUUUUAAAAAGUGCUAUUCAUUUGACUUUGCCUUUACAGAAGGGUUCUGUGGUAUUUCCGCCAGCGUUUAAAAGGCAGAAGAUUUGACAGAAACAAGACUUUUAAAACCCGGAAUUUACAUUGUUUUUCAGUGAACUGACUUCCAGGACAAGGACUCAUCUGCACCCGCCCGAAUACCAUGGCACUGCGUGCGCCCUUUGCCACCGGAUCCUCCCCUUCCAAUGAGACUUUCUGAUUGUGUCUACCAACUCUCCUAUUAGGAAACCCGUGGGCUGCAGGCAGCUAUCCUGUUGUAUUCUCAUUCUCACUCUCCCUCCCCUCUCUCACUCACACUCUUGCAAGAGCCACACCGAUACCUUUCUGCUGAGAAGGAAAAAACCUACAACUACCUUAAGCGAUUAAUACAACAUGCGCAACUCCCGCCUUUCAUAGCGAUCACUAUUUAAAUUUGGCAAGAGCCGACACCAAGCUUUGCAAGAAUGGAGUCUGUAAAACAAAGGAUUUUGACCCCAGGAAAAGAAGGGCUAAAGAAUUUUGCUGGAAAAUCCCUCGGCCAGAUCUACAGGGUGCUGGAGAAGAAGCAGGAGACCGGGGAGACCAUCGAGCUGACGGAGGAUGGGAAGCCCCUGGAGGUGCCUGAGAAGAAGGCGCCGCUGUGCGACUGCACGUGCUUCGGCCUGCCGCGUCGCUACAUCAUCGCCAUCAUGAGCGGCCUGGGCUUCUGCAUCUCCUUCGGCAUCCGCUGCAACCUGGGCGUGGCCAUCGUGGACAUGGUCAACAACAGCACCAUCCACCGCGGGGGCAAGGUCAUCAAGGAGAAAGCCAAAUUCAACUGGGACCCGGAAACCGUGGGAAUGAUCCACGGUUCCUUCUUUUGGGGCUAUAUCAUCACCCAGAUUCCGGGCGGCUACAUUGCUUCUCGGCUGGCAGCCAACAGGGUUUUUGGAGCUGCCAUACUUCUUACCUCUACCCUGAAUAUGCUAAUCCCAUCAGCAGCCAGAGUGCAUUAUGGGUGUGUCAUCUUUGUUAGGAUACUGCAGGGACUUGUUGAGGGUGUAACCUACCCAGCAUGUCAUGGAAUAUGGAGCAAAUGGGCCCCUCCUCUAGAGAGGAGUAGACUGGCAACCACCUCCUUUUGUGGUUCCUACGCUGGAGCUGUGAUUGCAAUGCCUUUAGCUGGCAUUCUUGUACAGUAUACUGGCUGGUCUUCCGUUUUCUAUGUCUAUGGAAGCUUUGGGAUGAUCUGGUACAUGUUUUGGCUUUUGGUGUCUUACGAGAGUCCUGCAAAGCAUCCUACUAUAACAGAUGAAGAACGUAGGUACAUAGAAGAAAGCAUUGGAGAGAGUGCAAAUCUUUUAGGUGCAAUGGAAAAAUUCAAGACUCCGUGGAGGAAAUUUUUUACAUCUAUGCCAGUCUAUGCAAUAAUUGUUGCAAACUUCUGCAGAAGCUGGACUUUUUAUUUGCUGCUAAUUAGUCAGCCAGCAUAUUUUGAGGAAGUCUUUGGAUUUGAAAUCAGCAAGGUUGGCAUGCUAUCUGCUGUGCCACACUUGGUAAUGACAAUUAUUGUGCCGAUUGGAGGGCAGAUUGCAGAUUUUCUAAGAAGCAAGCAAAUUCUUUCAACUACGACAGUCAGAAAGAUCAUGAAUUGCGGUGGUUUUGGCAUGGAGGCUACACUGCUUCUGGUUGUCGGCUAUUCUCAUACUAGAGGGGUCGCUAUCUCGUUCUUGGUACUUGCGGUGGGGUUCAGUGGAUUUGCUAUUUCUGGUUUCAAUGUUAACCACUUGGAUAUUGCUCCGAGAUACGCCAGUAUCUUAAUGGGCAUCUCAAAUGGUGUUGGCACAUUGUCAGGCAUGGUUUGUCCUAUUAUCGUUGGUGCAAUGACGAAGAAUAAGUCACGUGAAGAGUGGCAGUAUGUCUUCCUGAUCGCUGCCCUAGUCCACUACGGCGGAGUUAUAUUUUAUGCAAUAUUCGCCUCAGGAGAGAAGCAACCCUGGGCAGAUCCUGAGGAAACAAGUGAAGAAAAAUGUGGAUUUAUCCACGAAGAUGAGCUUGAUGAAGAAACAGGGGACAUCACUCAAAAUUAUAUAAAUUAUGGUCCCACCAAGUCUUACGGUGCCACAACACAAGCCAAUGGAGGUUGGCCCAAUGGUUGGGAAAAGAAAGAGGAAUUUGUACAAGAAGAAGUACAAGACUCAUACACUUAUAAGGACCGAGAUGAUUAUUCAUAACAAAGCUAAUUGCUGGAUUUCUUAUUAGUGUUUGUGAUUAAAUUAAUUGUGAUUGCACAAAAAUUUUAAAAAAAAUGUGAUGUAAACAUGUAAACAUAUCAAUCAGGCAAGUCUUGCUGUAAAAAUGAAAUCAAAACAAACUCAUGAAGUUACCAUCAAGUGCAAUCUGUAGAAGUUGUGAGAUGCCAUUCUUUCCAUUCGAGUCAUCUAUUCGUUUGUGAUUUAAAGGUUGACUGGUCAAAAUUGUAGAAGCAAGUAGUUACUCAUCGGAUUCAUAUGAGCUAAAACUCAUCACCAUUUAAUAAAGCACAACUGAAAGAGUUGGUACAUCCCAUCCUACAAAGGUUAGGAAGCCAAAGCUACUUGAUCAUGCAAAAUGCACUUAUAUAUUUGUUACACUGCAUUGCAAGAUACGGUGCAGAAGUCCUGUUUAAAAAAAAAAAAAAGUGAAGUCAUGUUGGCUGCAUCAGGUGUUGGCAACAUUUAUUGAGUAUAAAUCAUGGAGUUGGGAUAUCUCUCAUGCAGAGAAGAAUGUUGUGGGCUAGCAACUAGCAAUUACUGUUAUUACAUAAUGUAGAAUAUUUUGUUGGUUUUCAAGAGGAAUAUCUUGCAGUGUUUUCUAUGAGAUGCUUGGGCACAAACACAUCUAUGACAAAGAACUUGUAAAGUGAGGGGUAUGCUUCAUGUUCUUCCAUUCAUUUACCUAACAGUAUGAAACACUUCACAUUUCAGUAAAAUCUGACUUUUCAUGUAGCAUAUCGCACAACUUUUUUGCAAAAAUAAACAAUAAAUAGACUUCAAUGUAUUUUUUAUUACAACUUUGUACUGGUUGUAACUUGCAUUAGGAAAAAAAAUGCAUACACCAUGAAGAAUCUAAUAUGUUUACUAUGGAGAUAUAGCCCUUAAAAUGCAAUAUUCAUGACAAACAAAAUAGAAGCGAUAUAGGUAUCUUUCUUCCUUAAUAAUUAAAUACUAUAUGAAACGUGCCACAGAGCUAUAUAUAAUAUGAAAAGAUAAACUUAAUAGAGAUAUUGUAAGUAGACAAUUUUAUUAUUUAAAGUCCCAUUAAAAAUAUUUGUCAAAUAUAUAGGACAAUAAAUUAUAUGAAAAUAUCUAUAUAUAUCUGUAUAUCUUAUACGUAUCCAUACACAGAUACAUAAUAAACAAUCUUCACCAAAAAACCAAAAAUAGCAUACACCUAAUGUUGGGUUAGGGGACUGCAAUUUCUACUUUCAUAGAGUCAUAGAAUUUUAGAUGGGGCAGAGGCGUUUUGCUUGUCAUUUCUUAAUAUAACUCAACAGGAAUUGCGACAUUUGUGUAUCAAGCAAUAAGUGCAAUGCAUAAAAUUUCCUGUGUGCGUAUUAUCUUUACUUCGCUUAUGGUAGCUGUUUGGGUGGUUGGAAUGAUGAUUUUUUUUCUUUUAAAAAAGUUAACAUCAGACCUCUUUAUAAUGUUCUAAAAUGACAAUGAUGCAUUUCCCAGUUCAACUCAAAAUAUCAUUGGUAUGUUUAAUUGUCUAUUCUGGAUAUUUGAUCUGUUCAUUGUAUAGUGCUGGUGACUGGAGGCCCUGCUAAUGCAAAUAUAAAACAUAAAGUCUGUUUUUAAGAUGCA
Molecule: messenger RNA, 4194 nt
Organism: Camelus dromedarius (Arabian camel)
Lineage: Eukaryota; Metazoa; Chordata; Mammalia; Artiodactyla; Camelidae
Gene: SLC17A6
Product: solute carrier family 17 member 6
Exons: 12
Coding region: 835-2583 (582 amino acids)
Biological process (GO): monoatomic anion transport; neurotransmitter loading into synaptic vesicle; transmembrane transport
Cellular component (GO): excitatory synapse; synaptic vesicle membrane
Molecular function (GO): neurotransmitter transmembrane transporter activity; L-glutamate transmembrane transporter activity
Source: RefSeq, a predicted model, not a curated record